Aspergillus steynii IBT 23096 is the source of this 2021-nucleotide messenger RNA. Its product is annotated as acetyl-CoA synthetase-like protein. Lineage: Eukaryota; Fungi; Ascomycota; Eurotiomycetes; Eurotiales; Aspergillaceae. The record is from RefSeq and is a predicted model, not a curated record. The coding region runs from base 349 to 1995 and encodes 548 amino acids. The transcript has 2 exons.
AUUACUUUUUAUUCCUUAAGCGCCUCGUACUUUGGAGACUUCUUAGGGUUACUCGAUCUUGUGACCGGCCGCCCCGACAGGAGCCCCUCCGGACUGUUUUUUUUCGCAGUAAUAUUUGGUAAUACUUGGUAAUACCUGAGAAUUAUCGGGGUACCGCCAGACGUAUCGGAGUAAUACCGUAUGCAUACAUACGCCUGCUAACGGAGCUACUCGCCUGGACAUGGAUAGAAGGCAUGCAAGAAGGUGGACCUCGACAUCAAUGCCGAUUCUCCGGCUCUCAUUCAAAUAUUCUUGUCUCUCUAUACACCACUCGUUCCUCCACACACUAAUCUAUCAUACCAACUCAACAUGAAGCCUUCAGUCGCAGAACACUUCCGACACGCCUGCCAUACGACUCCUGUCCCAACGCUCAUCGAUGAGCUCGCUGAUCUGCAUCCUGACCAGCCUAUAGUGUCGAUCCCGUGCGACAAUCAUGAUGUGAGUGCUGGCUAUCGCGACGUUACCUACGGGGAGUUCGCGCGCGCCGUCAACUGCGCUGCCUGGUGGAUUGUUGAGACGCUAGGCUCGGCGAGCUCGUCCUUCGCGGCGUUGCAUUAUGUUGCGCCGCAGGAUCUAUCGUAUAUGGUUUUUGCGCUGGCAGUUGUGAAGACUGGAUAUAUUACUUUAACAUGCCAUCCAGCCGCAGGCCUAGACACCCACAUCUCUCUCAUCGAGAAAACAAACUGUCAAUACCUCCUGCACCCAGCGCCUGGAUUCCCCAAGGCCAAAACCAUUCUCUCUGCUAAGCCACAUCUGAAAGCCAUCAUGACACCGACUCUCGACUUCUGGCUCUCAGAACCAAACACUCCACAAGUCUAUCCCUACCCCAAAACCCUCAGCGAAGUCCUCACCACCCCCUUCGCAGCAAUCCACACCUCCGCCACCACCGGCGCUGCCAAACCCAUCAUCAUGACCCACGCCACCCUUAACCAGCAAGCCCCGAUGUAUCUCGACGCCGAAGACACAGGGCGCGUUAACUUCGCCCACUGGCGCGACCAGCGCGUCGCCUUCCUAGCCCCCAUGACCAUCGCCGCAGGCUUCUACACCCUGUUCGGCCUAAACAUGAUCUACAACCUCACCAUAGUGUUACCCGUCUUCGGCCCCGGCCCCGUCACGGCAUCCGUGACCGACGGAAUCAUCGCGCACGGCAACGUGACGUCCGUGAUCGUCAGCCCCAAAUAUCUCCGCGACACAUGCGCCAAUCAAUCCUAUCUCAACCGUCUCCGAACCCUCUCGCACCUCGUUGUCGUCGGCGCCCCGUGCCCACUUGAUAUCGGCCCGAUCCUCCGUCGCUACGUCCCCAUCACCUAUAUCUACGGCUCCUCGGAGGCCAACGUCUUCCCGAUCCAUCUAACAAACGACCCAGGGGACUGGGCGUAUCUAAAGCUCGACCCUGUGGUUCCGUAUGAAUUCCGCCCUGUAUGGCGCGAGUAUCAUGAGCUGGUUAUCCAUCGCAGCGAGAGUGAUAGGGGACAGAGUGCGUUUUACAUGUUCCCUGAUAUGGACGAGUAUCCGAUGAAAGAUCUCUUUCGGAGGCAUCCGGAUCCGCAGAAGGUGGGGCUGUGGCGGUACUGUGGGCGGGUCGAGGACUUGACGGAGUCUGAGAGUGUGGGGAGGUUCUUGCCGAGGGAUAUGGAGGUUGUGAUUGAGUCGUGUGAGGGUGUUAAAGGGGCUGUUGUGUGUGAGGAGAGGGGUGGGGGGAUGCCGGUUUUCGUGGAGGUGGAUGAGAAUGCUUUUGCGGAUGAGAGGGAGGUGUUGUUGGAGAGGAUAUGGCAGUGGGUGGAGCAGGCGAAUAAUAUUUCCCCGGUGAAGGGGUAUAUUUGGAGGAGUAGUGUUAUCUUUGUCAAUCGUCAGAGGCCGCUGCCGAGGGGGGUGAAGGGGUAUCCGCAGCGCGGUGUUUCGAAGAGCUUGUAUAGAAGGGAGAUUGAGGAGGCUUAUCGGACCUUCGGGUGUUAAUAUAGGAUUUGGGAUAUGGUUACAGC